Messenger RNA from Didymodactylos carnosus, 936 nucleotides. Lineage: Eukaryota; Metazoa; Rotifera; Eurotatoria; Philodinida; Philodinidae. The record is from the annotation of a GenBank genome assembly.
AUGAAUUUAAAUUUCUGUUACCAUUUACCAUCUAUUAGAAUGACAACAGAGAUGGGAUUGAAAUCAUCAUAUUAUUUACCUGGUGAUCGGUUAUUAGAUGACAGUUAUGCUGAAUAUCACGGAGUGAGUAAUUAUCAAUCAAAAUUGAUUUCUGAUACACAACAAAAUCAACGGCAACAACCACAACAAAUUCAAAAUCACAUGGUACUUAAAAUUUAUAGUCCCACUAAAGAUGAUUAUGUAUUAGGUAUUGUUAUAAUACGUGGUAACGAUUUCUUUCUUAUUGAUAUUAAUAGUACAGAGUCAGCCAUAUUAUCCAUGCAAUCAUUUGAAAAUGGAUGUUGUCCAAACCGAGUAAAAAUGAAUCGUCUAAGUAUUGUAUAUGCGCGUGUUAGUCGCGCUGAUUUGUGGUGUCAAACAGAGUUAUCAUGUUGUUCACCAAAUAUAAAUAAAAAAUAUAAUAAAUCAAAUAUAUUCGGUGUUAUUGAAAACGGUUAUCUUAUAAGAUGUUCAUUGAAUUUGUGUGUAAAAUUACAAAAUACAUCAUUACUAUCGAGAUUAACAAAAAUCGUUAAAGGUUUUCAGAUAAUACCAUCCGUGAAUGGUUUUAUAUGGUAUACAACAACGUCAACAAAUUCAUUGAUUGUUGUUAAAAAUAUUCUACUAAAACAUGAAACAAUAGACAAUGUUGAUGAAUUAUGUCAUGAAUAUAGUUUAUUAAUGGACACUUUACGUAAACAGGAUGAAACGUAUCAUUCGAAAACAACAGAAAAUCUUCAUCUAAGUAGAAAUAAUAAUGAAAAAAUGGAAUUAGAUAAAAGUCAAUCUAAAAUGAUUGAAAUGAGUGAGAAGCAGUCUGAGAAUGAUUCAGAAUUAGUGGAUGUAGAUGAUAGUAUGAAUCAACGAACAAUUAGUGACGAAAAUAACGAUCACUGA